UGGAGGCCGGCCCCCGGUUGCUAGGGAGGCCAUAUUGGACCGGGGUGAAGUGGGAGCAAAAUCAAGCGCGAAAGUAAAAGAGCCGGAGCAGCUUUUUGUUGUUUGUCAUCUACAAUCUCGCACCAUCCUCCCUUAAAAUGGCAGAUGAGAGAGAAGCAGGUGACCAUGAUACUUCUACAGAGAACGUGAAUGAAGAUGCUAACCAUGAUCCCCACUUUGAACCAAUAGUCUCUCUCCCUGAGCAAGAGGUGAAAACAUUGGAAGAAGAUGAAGAAGAACUUUUCAGGAUGCGUGCAAAACUCUUUAGGUAUGCCUCUGAGAAUGAUCCCCCUGAAUGGAAAGAACGAGGAACUGGGGAUGUGAAGUUGCUGAAACACAAGGAAAGGGGAACAAUUCGCCUCCUGAUGAGAAGAGAUAAAACUCUGAAAAUCUGUGCAAACCAUUAUCUUACACCUUCCAUGGAGCUAAGGCCUAAUGUUGGUAGUGAUCGGGCAUGGGUGUGGAAUGCUCCCGCUGACUUUGCAGAUGAAGAACCCAAACCUGAGCUUCUGGCAAUCCGAUUCUUGAAUAAGGAAAAUGCACAGAAGUUUAAGGCAAAGUUUGAAGAAUGCAAAGAGAAGAUGAAGCUAAAGGGUAACAAUGAAAGUGCAGAUAAAGUUGCCGAAAAGCUAGAAGAAUUGUCCGUUAAGGAGGAUAACAAAGAAUCUACCAAAGAGGAAGAAAGUGAGAAGAAGGAAGGGACCAGUGAAAAAACUGAAGCAAAUUAAUUAAUCCUGGUCCUUGUUUUCCCUUUCCUUUUUUUUUUACAGCAGACUGUAAUGAACUGGGUUUGGACACAGAUGAGCCCUUUACCAGGCUCUUGCCCUGUGGUCCCAAAUUGGUUAUGAAGACACAGUACCUUCACAGAAAGUCAUUCCUCAGUCAUCAACCACCAUUAAUGUGCUAAUGUAUUCCUCGGUGAAAAAUUCUUGGAGUGUUAACUACUGCCUUAUCUAUUUACAGUCUUCUGAGAGGAUAAUUUAAAUCUAUUGCUUUAAUUCCUGAAAAUUGGUGAUCAUAACAUGCUUUACAGUGUAUGACUGACUUUUAAAAAAAAUAAUAAUUUUGUUUUGUGAAUGAGACUUAAUGUCAGAAUUCCCGCAUCGGGUAGCAGAUGGUUUAUAACCAAAUAAAAUUCAGUUAAGUUGUACAUGGGAAAAAAAAGAACUCUUUAGGUUUUUUUAUUAUUAUUUUUGCCCUGUAAUGGUUCUGGGCCAAGUAUGCCACCAAUGUUGUAAGAGUACAUUUAAGAUUUUUUAAAUUUUUACUCAAGUUUUUUUUUGUUCCCCAUCUAAAUUGGUUAACUGACAGAUUACACAAUAGAAAGAUUAGUGGCAAGUUCAUUUCGAUAUAGUUUUGUAUCCUGAGAACUAGAAGAGAACCUUAGAUAUUUCCCUCAUAAUUUAACCGUGCUUGGAUAGAGUAUCCCAAUGAGAGAAUGGUGAAGCUGCAGGAAACUAUUACCGUGCCAACAUCUUUUGGAGUUUUUUUUUUGCUGAGUGACAUCCCAAGGGAGAAAAAAAUUGUAAACUAGUACAAGUCCAAUGCUAUCAUAUCUUAAAAACUGACACCAAAUCUUGUCUGAUGGUAAUAAUAUAAUGCACGAGUAAUGUAAGUGAAGAGGAGUGAUGCUGAUAGUUUCAGUGGCCAACUUUAUUUUCCUGCUGUUGGUACAUAGCAAAAUCUAUAAUACUAGCCAUACAAUUGGCAUGCACAUCAUUAGUAACACAAGCUUUACCUACAGAAAAGAUUGUUCAAUUUGAAAGAGCUUGUUCUGAUAAGUAUGCAUUUGCUUGCCAUGAACCACAAACAUUUGUGUAUAAUCCUGUUACUGCUGGAAUGAACAAACCAUCUUAAUCUACUGUUUUGUAAUGGGGAAACUUAUAAAUUGUUGAAAAUUGAUACUCGUUAGGAAAUUUGCAAUAAAGGUUUUUGCGAACA
Molecule: messenger RNA, 1980 nt
Organism: Hypanus sabinus (Atlantic stingray)
Lineage: Eukaryota; Metazoa; Chordata; Chondrichthyes; Myliobatiformes; Dasyatidae
Gene: ranbp1
Product: RAN binding protein 1
Exons: 6
Coding region: 138-767 (209 amino acids)
Biological process (GO): positive regulation of mitotic centrosome separation; nucleocytoplasmic transport
Cellular component (GO): cytoplasm; nuclear pore; centrosome
Molecular function (GO): GTPase activator activity
Source: RefSeq, a predicted model, not a curated record